CAGUCGCAAAUUGUCUCUGCUCCAAGGCGAAAUGCUGUUCUGCCUGCCACUGGUCAUCGCUGCCGUGUGCAUUGUUCUGGCGCUGGCCACGCUCAGCUGGCUGCCAUUGCGCCCGUGGCUGCGCCGGCGCCGUCGAGCCCACGAACUGGCCGCACUGCUGCCGGGACCGCGGACGCUGCCGUUGAUCGGCAAUUUCCAUAUGUUUCUGGGCUUGAAGCCGUCUCAGGUGCCCCAGCUGAUUGCCGAACUGGCGGACAAAUAUGGCGGCACCUUCAAGCUCAAAAUGGGCACCAAUUUCAGCGUUAUGAUGUUCGAGCCGCGCGACGUCGAGACCGUGCUGGGCAGCACUCAGCUGCUGGACAAGGCCAUUGAGUACAAUUUCCUAAGGGGCUGGCUCAACGAGGGCCUCCUGGUCAGUCGUGGCCGCAAAUGGCACAAGCGGCGCAAAAUCAUAACGCCCGCCUUCCACUUUCGCAUACUGGAUCAAUAUGUCGAGAUCUUCGAUAGGCAGACGCGUCUGCUUGUAAAGCACUUGGCCCAGGCUCGCGGCGAUGGCGGCAAUUCAGUCGAGCUGGGACAUGCUGCGCAUCUGUGCGCCCUGGAUGUCAUCUGUGAAACCGCCAUGGGCGUCUCCAUCAAUGCACAGACGAACGUGGACUCGGAGUAUGUGCGUGCGGUGAAGACCAUUUCGAUGGUGCUCCACAAGCGCAUGUUCAACAUAUUCUAUCGGUUCGAGCUGACCUACAUGCUGACGCCGCUGGCUCGGGCCGAGCGCCGAGCGUUGAAUGUGCUUCACAACUUUACGGAGAAGAUCAUUGUGCAGCGGCGCGAGGAGCUGCUGCGUGCGAGCAAUGCCGGCGAGCGGAGUGCACAGAGUCCAGACGAUGCGGACGUGGGUGCGAAGCGUAAGAUGGCCUUUCUGGACAUAUUGCUGCAGUCGAGCAUUGAUGACAAGCCGCUGACCAAUAUGGACAUACGCGAGGAGGUAGACACAUUUAUGUUCGAGGGCCAUGAUACCACCUCCUCGGCCAUUAUGUUCUUCUUCUACAACAUUGCCAUGUAUCCGGAAUGCCAGCGCAAGUGUGUUGAUGAGAUCAUCUCGGUGUUGGGCAGGGAUAAGGAGACGCCCGUCACUUACGAUCUGCUGAAUAAGCUACACUAUGUAGAUCUGUGCAUCAAGGAGACACUGCGCAUGUAUCCCUCGGUGCCACUGCUGGGACGCAAGGUGCUCGAAGAGUGCGAAAUAAAUGGCAAGAUCAUUCCAGCCGGCACCAACAUUGGCAUUUCCCCUUUAUAUUUGGGCCGGCGCGAGGAGCUCUUUAGCGAACCGGACACAUUCAUACCGGAGCGUUUCGAUGUUGUCACCAGCGCCGAGAAGCUCAAUCCCUAUGCCUAUAUACCCUUCUCGGCGGGGCCGCGCAAUUGCAUUGGCCAGAAGUUUGCCACACUGGAGAUCAAGGCCAUUGUGGCGAAUGUGUUGCGGCACUUUGAAAUUGAAUUUGUGGGCAAUACCGCAGAGCCGCCAGUGCUCAUUGCUGAGCUGAUCCUGCGCACCAAGGAUCCACUCAUGUUCAAGCUAAAGGAGCGCACUCUUUAAUUGCAUUUCUAUAUAAGACGCUCUCUUCUUCAGUUUGUUUUUUUUUCCCGUUAAAAUAUUGCAAUAGAGAUGUGUGUGUAUAUAAUAAAUACUGAAAACUA
Messenger RNA from Drosophila montana, 1698 nucleotides. It is a transcript of the gene Cyp4d1, whose product is annotated as cytochrome P450 4d1. The transcript is spliced from 3 exons. Gene Ontology annotation, molecular function: oxidoreductase activity, acting on paired donors, with incorporation or reduction of molecular oxygen; iron ion binding; heme binding. NCBI's taxonomy places the organism in Eukaryota, Metazoa, Arthropoda, Insecta, Diptera, Drosophilidae. The record is from RefSeq and is a predicted model, not a curated record. Bases 32 to 1597 code for a protein of 521 amino acids.